CCUGAUUCAUGGUGGAAAAUGGGCAGAGAAACACCUGUAAUUGGCAGGGAUCACCGUGUAAAAUCUAACGCCGGUCAACUCAUCAAAGAGAAGUCCUAAUAGGCUAAUACUGUGACCGCUGACCCAGAAGAAACGGAGAUGUCUAUUUUUCACAAUUAAUUACUAAUACAAUUUUUUUUUCUUUUGGGUACAUAACUAAUACAAAAUUAUGAAAUAGACACCAAAACAUUUUCUCCACCUAAUUUCACCCUCAUUUUUUCUUUCCAAACGGAACUGGGUUUAGAACAGAAGUCCCUAGCAGGCUAGCACUCAACUUGAACUCCAGCGGCCUGCGAUCCGUUUGAUCUCUCUCACUCUGCGUUUUACUUCGUCCGCUCCGCCGCUGCCGCUUCCGCCUCCGCUUCCGCCUCCGCUUCCGCUUCUGGUAAGCGGCUGAACGUUGCCCAUCUGUUUUUGAGAUGUUAAUUUUGACUGAUAAUUUUAUAAAAUAGGGUUUUCACUCUACUCACUUCAUGAGUUUUCUCGCCUUCAAUUGCUUUUUGUCCAUUCUUGAGUCAGUUUCUGGAAGCGUUUUUAAAAUUUUCUUUGUGGCUUACUGUUUAUGCUACUUCAGUAAUUCGUUUGUUUAUCUUCUAUGCUGCGUGUGUGUUUGGCUAAUGGAUUUUAGAGUUAAUAUUCUUCAAAUUUUAGCUCAUGGGGUUCUUUCUCUGUUACUUCAUUUUUACUCGCCUCAAAAUUAUCAUUUUUUUUAAUCCGUUUGAUUCUAUAUCGUCUCGCUGUAUAUGAUGGAAACUACGUGUUUCUAACCACAGUUAAUCGUUUGUUUCAAUUAUCAUUGUUACGUUUUCUUAUUUAUGUCGAUGUUAGGGAACAAUGUUUUGAGUUCUGUUAGUUUUCCUGGAUUAUCCUAGGGCUUCACUUCGAAUUUUUUUCUUUUUGUUCCGCUGUUUUGAAAUUCGUUUGUUUCUUGUUUGGUUUUCAAAUUUAUGCUGUGUUCAGAGGAAAAGAAAUGGAUGCAGCAGCAGCAACUGAAGAUUCUCUGAAUGCAACUGUAAGUUCCACAGUUGUAGAUGACCAGAACCAUGGGAAUCCUGUCUCCGAAAUGUCAAAUCACGGAUCUAAUUGCAUCGAGGGGCAGCAUGAGAUAUCAGAAGAAGAAAUAAGACGCAUACUGGAAAUGAUUGCAGCAACUGGGAAGUUUUGGCAUGAGUGGGCCAAAUUGAAGGGAAUGCUGUCCUUCUACCUAAACAAGAUCCUUUCCCAGUACCCAGAGGCAAAAUUGACAAGUGAACAGCAAAUCUCUUCGCUGGGAGAAACUUUCCUUGAGUUGGUGAAAAGGUUGGAUGAUGCUCUUUGCAGCUUUAUUGAAGGCCCUCCGUUUACUUUGCAGAGGCUCUGUGAGAUUUUGUUGGCUGCUACUAGUAUUUAUCCAAAGCUUUCAAAGCUUGCAUUGGCUUUGGAAAAGAAUUUGUCAGUGACAUCUAUGUUGACCAUUACAAAGGAUCCAUCUCCAUCAGCUUUUGAGCCUCAUAGAUUGGCGACAGUGGAAGCGGAGGUAGAGAAUUCCAGCACAAAACCUGAUAUGUUACAGAAUGGCAAUGGACAACCUUUGGCUGGGGACUCGGAUGAAGUAAUGACUGAAGUAGAGGAGACCAGAGUUGAUGAAGCUAUGACAAUGGACAUGGAAUCCAUUGAAGAAACGGUUGAGCCAUCAGAUUCAAACACAAUGGACAAUAACGGUGAUUCUUCCAAGUCCAAUAGCAUCUAG
Molecule: messenger RNA, 1768 nt
Organism: Oldenlandia corymbosa var. corymbosa
Lineage: Eukaryota; Viridiplantae; Streptophyta; Magnoliopsida; Gentianales; Rubiaceae
Source: the annotation of a GenBank genome assembly